ACACUGUGGGUAAACUGAGCACAUCAACGAAAGGUCGGUGAAAGUUUACAGCAGUCACUUUAUUUCUGCUCAGCUUUCCUCCUCAUGGCUUAUUUCCAUGCCAGCCUCCCUAUAGGCUGCACUACUUUAGUGAGCUCACACCUGAUUGGCCGCCAGAUCUGUCCCUCAAGCCGACGCUCUGCUGCGAUGGGUCGAUUAUCUCCACCCCGCUGUUGCUGCUUUCUUAUCAAGGCAGAUUGUUUGAAAUAAUUUUGUUUUCUGAGAAGUGCAUGUGCCCGGAGCCUUAUCAAUAAAAGCCGCUGCUCGUGUGUUUGUCUCUCCACUGUGGCUGGAAUAUUCCCAGAGUUGUUUUGUUUUUUACGCAGCUGACCCAUGACAGGCGGUGGAGCUGAAGUUUCUGGACGUUGUUAGUGAAGAUGCAGAGCUCAAAAGGUUUUCGUGUGGAUGAUUUCGUCGCGGGAUGGAUCGGCGGAGCUUCCAGUGUGGUCGUGGGCCAUCCGCUGGAUACAGUCAAGACGCGGCUCCAGGCUGGGAAAGGCUACAGGAGCACUCUACACUGUGUCCUCACCAUCUACAGGAAGGAGACGGUUGUGGGGUUCUUUAAGGGCAUGUCUUUCCCUCUAGCCAGCAUCACGCUCUACAACUCGGCUGUGUUUGGCUUCUUCAGUAACACUCAGAGACUCAUAAGCAAGUAUCGCUAUGGCGACGGGCGGCAUCCCUGUGGCAUGUUGGACCUGACCGUGGCCAGCAUGCUGACCGGACUGAUGUCGGUGGGCCUGGGAGCCCCUGUGGAUCUGGUCAAGAUCAGACUGCAAAUGCAGACGCAGACGCUUGUAGCAGAGAACCUGCACCUUGCUGGAAACGUGUCGAGCAGCACCGACAUCCCUCUGCGUUCCGUCGACAUCCCCAGCCAGCGAGCCUACCGAGGCCCCAUCCACUGCAUCAGCAGCAUCUUGCAGACCGAAGGCCUCCAGGGCCUGUACAGAGGAGCCGGGGCCAUGAUCCUGAGGGACGUCCCUGGAUACACGCUCUACUUCAUUCCUUACACCAUCUUCUGUAACCUGCUGAAGCCCGACCCAGCGUCAACCCCUCAUCCUUGUUCCAUCUGGCUCGCCGGAGGAUUGGCAGGGUCCAUCUCCUGGGUCACCGCCACGCCGGCCGAUGUGGUGAAGAGUCGAAUGCAGGCCGACGCUCAGCUGCAGAGGAAGUACAAGGGAGUUUUACACUGCAUCAUCGACAGCUACAAGACGGAAGGUGCACAGGUUUUCUUCCGUGGAAUGUCUGUGAACGCCAUCCGAGGCUUCCCAAUGAGUGCCACCAUGUUUCUGACCUACGAACUCUCCCUGCAGUUCUUCAGGAGCCUUUAGGACACAUUCUGGUGGUGAAGGAAUCACACUCAGUUGUUUGGUAAAAUAUCCCCAUGUCACCUGCUGACCUUCUGGUCACGAGACACAAGACUGGUCAGUCAGUGAGGGUUUUGAAUAUUACUUUAUGCUUUUGGGUGUCGUUUUGUCAAAUAAUGGAUAUUAGGACACCAAAGUCACCAUUGUGUUCCUGUUCUUUAUCAGACCUAACACCUUAGCAUUUGUGGCUUUGUGGCAGUAAAUUCCCUGCUAGCAUGUGUGAGAAAUGGCUACUAGUUAGCAUAAUCUUAGACUUGAGAAAGCAGAAUGUUCAAUUGAGCUUUCUAGUUUGUGUCAUGAGUAAAUAUUGUUCUGCAAGCACUUUUAGACAACAGAAACUGUAUCACACAGUUUGUGGUUAGUAAAAUGACAUGACGAUGUUAGAGUUUGCACAAAAAAAUGAACUGAUAAUCAUGUAAAUAAUUUCAGUUAGAGCAAAUAUGUCUUCUUGGGUGUGUAGCUAACUGCUAACCAGGAGGUCUAUAAACAGAAAGCACUGACGUUUUGAUAAUUACCAUUUAGUUUUACUCGACUCUGUUUGUGUAGCACCAUAAAGCUAACAAGGGACAAAUGAGUGACUUUGGUGCCAACGUUCAUAUUAUUUAACAGAGGAGUCGAUUAUAUCUUUGCAGAUUUACCAAAGAACUGUGUGUGUUUCUGAAAGGUUGUGUUUGGGGACAAUAGCUACGAUGUCAGUUUGGGAUUAGAGGAACCUUACCUAGUCAACAAAACGCACACAACUACAGCUUUUUCAUGAAAGACACCAUCAUUAUCGAGACCUGUAAAGAAGGAGGCACAUAAUAGUACUGUGUGAUUUCACAAUAUCACACAGUUGCCAUUUAUUUGGUGCAUAGGAACGCAAAAUAAGCCUAGUAGUCUAAGCAAAACAUGGUUGAAAAGUGAGUCUGACUACUAUUUCACACUGAAAUCUGAUGAUUUAAGUGAUUUUUGUCACUAAUAUAUGACGAUGUUUGUUCAUUUUGGGUCAGUAUCUGUAAUUUAAGGCAUUAAUUAAUUAGAGCGGAGCUGCACUGUUACCUCAGCAAAGGUGAAAAUUUAAAGAUGUGACAUUUACAACAUGAACAAGUCUUAAAUUUGCCAUUAUUGUUGCUUUAGAUCUAUUUUUCUUUUCAGUUUAUUUACAAGCACUUUUCUAUUUGUACAUAAUCCAACUGAUCAGACUUAAAUGAUUUAACAUAUUAUUGCAUCGACAGUAAGGGAAUAUUUUUACUGUGUAAUCAACUUUGAAACUAGUUUUCAUUGAGUUACCUGCUCUAAAGUACUGUGUAGUGUUGAAAGUGACAACAGUAUUUAAUGUUGCCUUCCACUGCACAUGGACUGUAUUUACAUCCCAUGUUGUCGUCCACAUGUACAUAUGUUUGUGUGUUUCUUAUAUUAAGAAAAGUGAGUUUUACAAGUUAAUUUUAACUUCACGUUGACAAACUUUUCCAACAGUGUAUUUACAUUAUUGCUUUUUUCCACACGCGCAGCAUAAAUGCAACAUCUUAACAGUUACUUAUAGUAUUUACAGCAGAGGUGGGUAACUUGAAAUCAGAUUUUUGUUUAAAAAUUAUAUUAAAACUUUACUGUUCCACAUCUUUGCCUUUUUAAAGAUACUAAACUGACACUCACUUUGCAAAAUGGAUAUUUCUUGUCUAACAGUUUUAUUUUAAAUAGCUUUAUUCUCAUGUAAAUAUGUGUAAAUAUGUUAACUGCCAUUCCAGAUGGUGGACAGCCACAAGUGUCUUAAUGUACAUAAAUAAAGCUUUUAAACACA
Molecule: messenger RNA, 3180 nt
Organism: Amphiprion ocellaris (clown anemonefish)
Lineage: Eukaryota; Metazoa; Chordata; Actinopteri; Pomacentridae
Gene: slc25a48
Product: solute carrier family 25 member 48
Exons: 7
Coding region: 417-1367 (316 amino acids)
Biological process (GO): transmembrane transport
Cellular component (GO): mitochondrion
Molecular function (GO): transmembrane transporter activity
Source: RefSeq, a predicted model, not a curated record